This is a messenger RNA of Arabidopsis arenosa, 1228 nucleotides long. The record is from the annotation of a GenBank genome assembly. Lineage: Eukaryota; Viridiplantae; Streptophyta; Magnoliopsida; Brassicales; Brassicaceae.
ACAUAAGUCUUCUCCUCCGAUGGUAAUAGUCUAAAAGCUGACGUGACAUCUCUCUCAAAUCUCAAUUACACUUCUCUUCUCUUCUCCUUCUUCCUCUCUCCCAACACUAACUCCAUGUUUAUAACGGAAAAACAAGUGUGGAUGGAUGAGAUCGCCGCAAGAAGAGCUUCUUCUUCUUCUUGGGAUUUCCCUUUCAACGACAAUAACAUUCAUCAUCGUCACUGCAACACAAGUCAUGAGUUUGAAAUCUUGAAGAGUCCUCCUGGAGAUGUAGCGGCUAACGAAGAAGAGAGUAAUAAUCAUAACCCUAAUUUUAGUAACAGCGAGAGUGGUAAGAAGGAGACAACAGAUAGUGGUCAGUCUUGGUCUUCUUCAUCUUCAAAACCAUCGGUCUUGGGGAGAGGACAUUGGAGGCCAGCUGAAGAUGUUAAACUCAAAGAGCUUGUCUCCAUUUACGGCCCACAAAACUGGAACCUCAUAGCUGAAAAGCUUCAAGGAAGAUCUGGAAAAAGCUGUAGACUACGAUGGUUUAACCAAUUGGACCCGAGGAUAAACCGAAGAGCUUUCACGGAGGAAGAAGAGGAGAGGCUGAUGCAAGCACAUAGGCUUUAUGGUAACAAAUGGGCAAUGAUUGCGAGGCUUUUCCCUGGAAGAACUGAUAAUUCUGUCAAGAACCAUUGGCAUGUUGUCAUGGCUCGUAAGUAUAGAGAACACUCUUCUGCUUAUCGUAGGAGGAAGCUUAUGAGUAAUAAUCCACUUAAACCUCACCUCACUGAUAACCAUCAUCCUAACCCUAACCCUAAUUACCACUCUUUUAUCUCCACUAAUCAUUACUUCGCUCAGCCUUUCCCUGAGUUUAAUUUGACUCAUCACCUGGUUAAUAAUGCCCCUAUCACGAGUGACCAUAACCAGCUUGUGUUGCCUUUCCAUUGCUUUCAAGGUUAUGAGAGCAAUGAACCUCCGAUGGUUGUGAGUAUGUUUGGCAACCAAAUGAUGGUCGGCGAUAAUGUUGGUGCCACGUCAGACGCGUUAUGCAAUUUUUCGUUCAUUGACCCUAGGAGCCAAGAGAAAGCGGAACCAAAUGAAGCAAUGCAUUGGAUCGGAAUGGAAGCGGUAGAUGAGGAGGUGGUCGAUAAGGCUAAGCAGCAACCACAUUUUUUCGAUUUUCUUGGCUUGGGGACUGCGUGAAUCUUGAACAAAUUGGUGUUAAUAAGUUAAUGACAGUGGU